Molecule: messenger RNA, 2575 nt
Organism: Bemisia tabaci
Lineage: Eukaryota; Metazoa; Arthropoda; Insecta; Hemiptera; Aleyrodidae
Source: RefSeq, a predicted model, not a curated record
UGGAAGAGUUCAGAGAUUUAUACCUCGUGAACUUAGAAUUGCCCCGAGGCCCGAAACUGGAGUCGGUUGACAAAGGAAGUCCCAAGUCGCCACCGGGGAAGAAUACGAAAAGUGCAGAAAAAGGAGGUGGAACAACCCCUAUUGCCCGUUCUCCCACCGUGAGAGGCGAAGGUUCCUUCGCACCAACGAACAGAACUCGCCGGCAGUUUCCGAAUCCUGCUUAUUGGAGUUACACCGAUAGAGAAUACUAUCCUGAAGUGGGUCCCCAUCAGGGACGUUGCAUGGCAUGCAUUGAGGUAGCAUUGGCAGGUGCUCUGGCAAUCUUGAACUCCAAAAUGGCGAAUCGUGAUGCAGGGCUUCUCGCAGCACAACAGCUUCUGGACUGUGCCCCUGGGAACUCUUGCCAAGUUUCCUCCACAUAUUCUACGCUGAUGACUUACCUGAUGAAUGGGUACUUGUGUCCAGACAGGUGGUACCCCUACAGAGGAAUAACCCAGAGCUGCCGAGACCGAGCCGUUGAACGCAAGGGACUUGUGAAGGUUCAGAAUUAUCAGAUCCUUGAUAACAAUGACGAAACCGAAACCACUUUAAUCAGUAAAAUUCAACAGUCCCCAUUUCUUGUUUCGUUAAAGGGGGAAUAUCUGAUGCGCUACACCGGUCCGGAUCCCAUUGAAAAUUGUCCCAACGUAGACCCAAAUCAUACUGGUGUCCUCGUUGGCUAUGGCGAAAGCGACGACGAGGUCGAUUAUUAUCUUAUACGGAAUACCUGGGGCCCAGAUUAUGGAGUAUUAAACGGUCACGUAAGGGUUAAAAGGGGUACGUGCUCCACUCACUGGGCUUUAAUGGGUUUCAGAAUGACAUUACAUCCAGACCGACAAAAUGACAGGAAAUAGAUAUCAUUAUUUAUUUAUUGAGUAGAUUCGAUUUAAUGUGUUAAAAUUUUUAAAUUUAUUACGUCUAAUUUCUAAAAGAGAACAGAUAAUAUUUUUUAAUUUUUGUCUGAACCUAUGUACUAUACGAAAACAAUAUUGUAAAAACGAAUAGAUACAAUUCUUGAGACGGAUCCAGCAGGUUGGCAACAUUAUUUUCACAUUUCAACCUAUGGAAAUCAAUCGAUUUUCUGAGGGGCUUGAUUAUUAAUAUUGGAAGACACAGCUAUGGACAAAGGUGAACUAGGGAACGUGGCUCGAUUCUACUGGUUGAAACCAAUGACGAGGCUUGAAUGAUCGAUUAUUAUCGAUAUUUUUUCCAUUUGAAGCUGUAGUAUAUAAUCGAUUAUUAAGGUGCUCAUUGCGAACACCCUGUUCGUCGAUCCUUUUCCAUGGGUCUAAAUGGCAGAUCAAUCGAUUUAUCGCAAAGCACGCCACGCCACUGGUUGAAAUGGUUGGUUGUCAUAGACUUAGAGGAAACACGAUUGACUAAUGGUAGGGUUUCUCGUGGGUUGCCGUUAUAUAGUUUGUCUGUUACUUAUCUCCUUUGUCCAUUGCAAGCACCCGCUUCUCCCAAUAGAAUCGCUUCGAUACCCUUUUGUCCUCUUUGUCUAUUGUUCUGUCCGUCAAUUUCAAAAAUCGAUUUAAAAAGAAUCGAUUAUUCAGCGCAGGUUUGAAUGGAGAGAUGUGGAGAAAAGCCGGCCAAAUUCACCUCUGAAAAUUGUUUUACCACAGCUCAACUUUUUUCCUUAAAACUGUCGACAUUAAUAAGCAGUUAUGAAUCCCAAAGUUUAAGACUUCAAAAUUGAAAGUUUAAUUCCCUUUCUUUUUCCUAGUGCUCCCUUAAUUUAAGUAUCUUUCAUCCCCCAACACCCCUAAACUUAAUGUUGUGUUUCCUAUCGUCAUAAAAUACGCAGAGCCUAAUCCGACGGGUUGGGAACACUAGCUUUUCUGCAUUAAAACCUAUGUCGGACAAUCGAUUUGGUCGGAACACCUUGCAAUCUAGCCCCUUCCAAGAGUCGAUUUAUAUUCAUAGGUUUAAAAUGGAGAGAAAACAAUGUUCCCAAAUUGCUGGAUCCACGUGCUGGUUCACGUGCACGUGUGUUUUUUAUGAGCGGGAGGUUUGAAUUGCAAGAAACAUUAUAUAUGUCAAGAAAUAUUAAAUUUCCUACUAGGAGUCAAUUUCAGUAAGUUUCGUCGCGCGAACCUUGUUCAAUGUGAAAUUUAGGUUGAGGGGCAUGUAUCAGAAUGCCUAAUUUCGCACCAUGCCUAUUGGUACAUAGCAAACCUAAGUCCAAUGUAUAAUAUCAAGGAAUGACUUAAAAAAGUGACCAUUCGAAUUCGUUUUUUGUUUUGUAACCAGUGUUCGAAACUCACAGGCGCCAACGCGCCAAAUGCGCCUAAAAAAUCGGUCAUGGUGCCUAAAAAAUGCCAACGCCUCUGCGCCAACGUGGCCCCUAAAAAUUGCCCCUAGAGAUCUGAAUUUUCAUAUUAGGUGAUUAUUCGAAAUUUUCAGCACCACAAGUGAAAGCUUUCUCUAUUCUUCACGAUUUCAUCAUUUGUGCUUUUGUGUUCCCCAAGUUACAGCUACCUACUUAUUAGUCCUGUUACGAAAAACAUCUUGCGUCUAACUUUUCACUAAAUAC